Molecule: messenger RNA, 1674 nt
Organism: Quercus robur (English oak)
Lineage: Eukaryota; Viridiplantae; Streptophyta; Magnoliopsida; Fagales; Fagaceae
Exons: 3
Coding region: 229-1470 (413 amino acids)
Source: RefSeq, a predicted model, not a curated record
UUUAAUGGGAUUUCGUCGUGGGGUUCUAGAACCAGAACCAAUCGAAAUUCUUCCUGACAUCAUAUAUAAGAGGAGCUCCGGUUUUCAUUACGACCCUGGAUUUUCUUCCUCAUCUCUCUCCCUCUCUAUCCGCAAACCCUAAUUCCAAGUCUUCCUCUGUCUCUCUCUCUCUGUUUCAGCUGCAAUAAAUAAGAUCAGCAGCCAGAAUGUAAAUAGAACGGUUGAUUUAUGUACGGGGAGGAUUAUUCAAAUUUUGGGUGUGAGGCAAAAUACAUAAUUGGAGGAACGAUGGAAGCUAACAUAUGUGAUGUUAAUCACUUGGAUUCGGAUGUCCUUUUGCCUCCACGAAAGCGUCUUCUUGCUGGAUUGAAAAAGCAAAGCUCAGAAGUCGAUGGUGCUUUGCAUCUCUCUCUAGUUGCUUCUUCUUCUUCUUCUUCUACUUUCACGUCUGCAUCUGGAUCUGCAUCUGUUUCCGGUUCUGCGUCUGCUCCAUCUUUUGCGUCUUCAAGCGAUUAUGUAACUCGUCUUAACAAUCUAGUGAGUUCUCAUCCGAAUAAUCCUAAUGUUACACCAGAGGAGAUAAUUGAGGCCUCGAGAUCAGCAGCUAUUGCUGCAGCUAAGGCUGCAGAGACUGCAAGAGCUGCAGCCGAAGAUAAGGCUGCAAUAGCGGCAAAAGCAAUGGCUGCUGCCAAGAGUGCUUUAGAUCUGGUUGCCUCAUUUUCUGAAGAGGCAGCCAGUAAGGAAAGAUACCUGAAAAAAAAUAAGCAGAAGAAGCAUGUCCCAGUUCAGCUCUUGUACAAAAAAUACCAACCAAUUGAGAAUAACAAGACCGACGAAGAGUUGGCCCGUACGUUGCAUCGAGCUAUUAACAGCUCUCCAAGAAUCUCAAAGAAUUCUCCAAGUUCUGACUGGAAGGGUCAUAAACACAGGAAGCCUAAAAUCUCAGCAAGUCCUGAGAAAAGUAGGGAAUCCAAUGGGGCAAUCUUAUCGGAAAGAAUCCCAAACCCCCCAUCCAUGUGUAAUGGUCAUGCUGUAGCAGGCAAGGUCACUUCUCAAGGAUCCAUCCGAGAGUUAUACACGCUUAAAGCAGAUGAAAAGGCAUGCAAGUCUGAUAUAGCUGGCCAACUAGAGAUGAAUAACGGGGAAGCAGAAUCAAGUCAGCCAAGGGAUAAAACUUUGGAAGAUGUGUGUGCCACUGGUAAAAAGAGGGGAAGAGUGAAGCUAAAAAAGUUGCCCUUAAGCAUAUUUAACUUUAGGGAUCGGGCAAACCCCAAUGGCAAGAUGAAUGUGAGUUCCCCAUUGACUGAAAAGAAUGUGGACGGCCCUACUGCUAGCAGUAAGCCCUUAUUUUCAAUGGAACCUUCAGCUGAUGGUGUGAUGAUGCCAAUUGGGGCUGCACCACCAGUGUGGAAAUGCCAGGAGUUCAAAGCGCCUGCAUGUGUCAAACAAAAUAAAGUCAUGCAGUCAUGAUGUUCAAAUUGCUACUGCGAUGGAAGUUGAUAGCUGAGAAUAGCAAAGCUUGAAGCUAAGAUACGAGUGAUGCAAUAAUUUGCAUAAUAUCUGAUGACAAGUUGCAUAUUCAUCCCGGUCUUAGAUCCAAUCAUAAAUGAACAAUACAAUCCAGGUGUCUUUGGUAAUGUAAUUGGGGCAAAUUAAUUCUUUUCUUUUCUUUUU